This is a messenger RNA of Microthlaspi erraticum, 768 nucleotides long. NCBI's taxonomy places the organism in Eukaryota, Viridiplantae, Streptophyta, Magnoliopsida, Brassicales, Brassicaceae. The record is from the annotation of a GenBank genome assembly.
AUGGAGAAUUCAUACGACUCAGCCAAGUGGACUUCUGAUUCCACAAGUCCAUGUAUGGUCUCAUGGUCAUUACAAUCUGAAUCCACCGAUUCUGAUUGGAACCGGUUUAAUCUCGGCUUCUCUUCUUCCUCCUCCAGCAACUUCCCGGUCGAUGAUUGUGUCGGUGGUUUCGAAAAAGCCGAGUCGCUCUCCAGAAGCCACCGUCUUGCGGAGAAGAGACGCCGUGACCGGAUUAAUUCUCACCUCACUGCUCUCCGCAAACUUGUCCCAAAUUCCGAAAAGUUAGACAAAGCAGCUCUAUUAGCAACAGUGAUAGAACAAGUCAAGGAGCUGAAACAAAAAGCAACAGAAUCUCCAAUCUUCCAAGAUCUUCCGACAGAAGCAGAUGAAGUAACUGUGCAGCCUGAAACCAUCUCCGAUGAAUUUGAACCAGACACUAAUAGAAUCAUCUUCAAAGCUUCGUUUUGCUGCGAAGAUCAACCGGAGGCAAUCUCAGAGAUCAUUAGAGUUCUCACAAAGCUUCAACUCGAGACAAUACAAGCUGAGAUUAUCUGUGUCGGAGGAAGAAUGAGAAUCAAUUUCAUCUUAAAAGACAGCAACUGCAGAGAGACGACAAGUUUGGCUGAAUCAGCAAAAGUGUUGAAGCAGUCUCUCUGCUCUGCGUUAAACCGAAUCACAUCAUCUUCUUCUUCUGCUUCUACUGCUUCGGUUUGCAGGAUCAGAAGCAAAAGACAGCGAUGGUUUCUCUCAUCUCACUACUCACAAUGA